This is a messenger RNA of Ricinus communis (castor bean), 2916 nucleotides long. RefSeq names its product cysteine-rich receptor-like protein kinase 2. The record is from RefSeq and is a predicted model, not a curated record. The transcript is spliced from 8 exons. Gene Ontology annotation, biological process: protein phosphorylation. The coding region runs from base 698 to 2647 and encodes 649 amino acids. NCBI's taxonomy places the organism in Eukaryota, Viridiplantae, Streptophyta, Magnoliopsida, Malpighiales, Euphorbiaceae. Gene Ontology annotation, molecular function: protein kinase activity; ATP binding.
AGGAGGCUUUCCUUUUUCCAUAACUUCACGAGUACCGACAUCUCAUUUCUAGAAAUUCUUUGAAACGGCCCACUGAAAACAUGGUGUUGUUGUUGUCUCUCUGUUGGACAUUUUAAUUCAAUAGUUUUCGAAAUGUCAAUUUUUUGGGCUGCUUAGCUUUCCCAUUUAUUUUUCCAAUUUCAAAUACUGCUGGGCAGCAUUCGCUGACAGAGUUUUCUUCUCAAAAUCUUUUAUCUAGCUGGCAACUUAGCUUGAGGCAUAUGAACAGAAAUGCUGUUCUCGUUGGUGAGGAAACUGGUGUUUGUUUUAGCCUUUGUCUACACCAAUGUCAGCUCAGUGUGAAAACGAAGAAACUCCUUUUUACUGUCAUUGCAAGCCAAGUUUUGUCUUUUUGACUUGAGAUUUGGAAUAUUAGCUAACUGCAAUGAUGGUUGCCAAAAGUUCAAAACUUGUACUCUCAAUUUGAAUAUUGUUUUUCUUUUUCAUUAAACAAUAGUGUUUUGCUUGAAUUUUUCAUCUCAUGUUCGUUAGUUGGUUAAAGACUUGGCACGAAUGGCCGCUCAGCAAUGGGCUGGAGAAUACCCUUCUUUUCCAUGAAACCGAGAAACCUUUCUUGCUUGCCAAGUAGUUGCAGAAUGUUAAUCAGAAGCCUCUUACUAAAACAGCAUAUACUUGAGAAAAUACAAGUCCACCAGAAAUGAGGAAAGAAAUCUCUAUAUUCUAUUCAUGCCUUUUCUUUUGCACUCUUGGAUUUCUUUUAAUGUGUGAAAGAGUGACGGGGGAUCCCAGAGCACAAGAAGUGAAUGUUACAUGUGGACGCCAACUUGAGCAUAAUUCAACAAUCUAUGUACCAAAUUUUGUUGCUACAAUGGAGAACAUCAGUGAGCAGAUGCGCACUUCAGGAUUUGGAGUAGCCGUCACAGGUUCAGGAGUUGAUACUAACUAUGGCCUUGCUCAAUGUUAUGGAGACCUCUCCUUGCUCGAUUGUGUACUAUGUUAUGCUGAGGCACGUACAGUUCUACCACAAUGCUACCCUUACAAUGGGGGUCGCAUUUUUCUUGAUGGUUGCUUCAUGAGAGCUGAAAACUAUAGUUUCUUUGAGGAGUAUAAAGGACCUGGAGAUCAUGCUGUGUGUGGAAAUGCAACGAGGAAAAGUUCAAUAUUUGAGGAAUCGGCUAAGCAAGCUCUAUCAAUUGUGCUUUCAAGUGCACCAAACAAUAAAGGCUAUGCACGGGGGAAAGUGGCAGUUCCAGGGACAAACGAAUCAGCGUAUGUGUUAGCAAAUUGCUGGAGGACAUUGAACGCAAGCUCUUGCAGAUUGUGCUUGGAGAAUGCUACUGCAUCCAUAGAGGGAUGCUUGCCUUGGUCAGAGGGGAGGGCAUUGAAUACAGGGUGUUUCAUGAGGUAUUCAGAUAGGGAUUUUCUGAAUGCAGAGCCAGGAAAUGGGCGAUCAAGAGGGAGCAUUAUAGUGAUAGUGGUUUCAGGUGUUAGCUCUCUGGUGGUUUUAGCAGUUGGAGUAACUACAGGAGCUUAUAUCUGGAAGCACAGAUAUAUACAGAAGAAAAGAAGAGGUUCAAAUGAUGCACACAAGUUGGUCAAAACCCUUAACGACAGUAGCUUGAAUUUCAAGUAUUCUACACUUGAAAAGGCGACAGGAUCUUUUGAUGACGCCAACAAGCUUGGACAAGGAGGGUUUGGAUCAGUAUAUAAGGGUGUUUUGCCAGAUGGAAGAGAGAUUGCUGUAAAGAGGCUCUUUUUCAAUAAUAGACACAGAGCAGCAGAUUUUUACAAUGAAGUCAACAUGAUAAGUAGCGUGGAACACAGAAAUCUGGUCAGGUUGUUGGGGUGCAGUUGUUCAGGACCUGAAAGCCUCCUCGUCUAUGAAUUCCUGCCUAACAAGAGUCUUGAUCGUUUCCUCUUCGAUCAAAACAAAGGCAAAGCAUUGACUUGGGAGAAGAGAUAUGACAUCAUAAUUGGCACGGCUGAAGGUUUGGUCUACUUGCAUGAGAACUCCAACAUCAGGAUCAUUCACAGGGACAUCAAGGCCAGCAACAUUUUAUUGGAUUCCAGAUUUCGUGCUAAAAUUGCUGAUUUUGGCUUGGCCAGGUCUUUCCAAGAAGAUAAGAGUCAUAUCAGCACAGCCAUUGCAGGAACUCUCGGAUAUAUGGCUCCGGAGUACCUUGCUCAUGGACAAUUAACUGAAAAGGCAGAUGUUUACAGCUUUGGUGUACUUUUGUUGGAGAUUGUCACAGGCAGGCAAAAUAACAGGAGCAAAAGCUCAGAAUACUCAGACAGCCUAGUCGCACUUACAUGGAAGAAAUUUCAGGCAGGGAUCGUGGAGGAGCUUUAUGACCCAAAUCUAAUGUUGCACAGCCACCACAACAGCAAUGUCAAGAAUGAUGUUUUCAGAAUAGUGAAUAUAGGACUUCUGUGUACACAAGAAAUACCAUCACUUAGACCAACAAUGGCAAAGGCGCUACAGAUGAUAACAACAGAGGAGCACCUCCCUGCACCAACUAAUCCCCCUUUCAUAGAUGAAAAAACCAUGGAACUUAAUGAUACAUGUGAAGACCCUUGGUAUCCCCUUAAUGCUGGCCUUUCAGCAUCAAUAGCAACUGUACAACAUAGUUCUUUCCAUCCAAGAUGACCGAAAGAGGGAGAGUUUUGAUAUCUAGUUCAAACCUCAAACAGAUAAAGAUCUCCAGUUUGCACCUAAAAAUGAAGAAAACAUUGCGGCAUCUUCAGGAGACUGAUGGGGGCGUUUGACCAGCCAGCAGUGAAAUGCAUAUCAGCAUCGGAUGACGUGAGAUAUGAAAUUGAGAAUAGUCAUGCCAAUCUUUAAUUUGUGUAUCGUGAAAUCACAUGUAAUGUUGAUUUAUCAAAGACAAGUUAAUGAAACUCAGCUCUUCUCUUCCA